Molecule: messenger RNA, 1140 nt
Organism: Hypomesus transpacificus
Lineage: Eukaryota; Metazoa; Chordata; Actinopteri; Osmeriformes; Osmeridae
Product: metalloproteinase inhibitor 4-like
Exons: 5
Coding region: 392-1063 (223 amino acids)
Biological process (GO): negative regulation of endopeptidase activity; negative regulation of membrane protein ectodomain proteolysis
Cellular component (GO): extracellular matrix
Molecular function (GO): metalloendopeptidase inhibitor activity; protease binding
Source: RefSeq, a predicted model, not a curated record
CUGUUCCUCAGCCUGCUAGCAUUCAGGGAGAAAGAGAGUGAACUGAGAGACACCCUGUGUUUGAUAAAGAAAAGGAAAAAGGGAGCUAGAGGUAAAAGAAAGAGAGACAGAGCAAGCGAGAGAGAGAGAGAGAGAGAGAGAGAGAGGGAGCGGAAGAAAAAAAGAAACAGCAAGACACUCUGAGAGCAUCGUAGCCAGCAGGACCCGUGAAAGUAGGUAACCCUGUGCGGGCAUUUCCAUCUCAGCCCCUCCGCUCUGCUCCACUCCCCACACACUUGCCCUGCUGCAGGACACAGCAAGCUGUGGUGCGCCGGCCACUCAUCUGAGGAAGCAGCGACAGAGAGAGAGAGAGAGACAGAGACAGAGAGAGCAGCAGUGCCGAGCCGUUGAAAUGGGCGCCCCCCUGCCUGGAUGUGUGGCCCUGAGGCUGGUGGCCCUGCUCCUGACCCUGACCCUGAGGGACCUGGCCGAGGGAUGCAGCUGCAACCCGGCUCACCCCCAGCAGCACUUCUGCAGCGCCGAGAUAGUGAUCCGAGCAAAGAUAUCCGGGGAGAAGAUUGUGUCUCCUAGCAACAGCUCCUCUCCCUAUCUCAAGAUGAUUCAAUACGAGAUCAAGAUGAUCAAGAUGUUUAAGGGUUUCCACAAGGCCAAAGACAUCCAGUACAUGUACACUCCCGUCUUCUCCUCCCUGUGUGGCGUCAAGCUGGAUUCCAACAAUAAAGUUCAGUACCUGCUGUCAGGAAGCAUGUGGAGCGAUGGGAGGAUUUCGAUUGGCCUAUGCGACCUGGUGGAGCCCUGGGACAACCUCUCCAUGUCACAGAAGAAGAACCUCAACUACAGAUACCAGACGGGCUGUGAAUGCAGAAUCAACACCUGCUACACGGUGCCCUGCUCCACCACGGGGGACAACGAGUGUCUGUGGACCGACUGGCUGCUGGACAACAGUCUGAACGGGGAGCAGGCCCGCCAGUACGCCUGCAUCAAGCGGAGCGACGGCUCCUGCAGCUGGUACCGGGGCGGCUCGCCUCCUGAGAAGGACUUCAUGGACAUGUCUGAUCCCUGAGGGGGCGGGUCCGGAAGUGAUGCCCCGCCCUCCCCUCCCGCCCCCCCCCCUCCCCUCCCCUCCCCUCCCCUCCUGCC